Molecule: messenger RNA, 954 nt
Organism: Microplitis demolitor
Lineage: Eukaryota; Metazoa; Arthropoda; Insecta; Hymenoptera; Braconidae
Gene: Clp
Product: cleavage and polyadenylation specificity factor subunit 4
Exons: 4
Coding region: 1-861 (286 amino acids)
Molecular function (GO): zinc ion binding; RNA binding
Source: RefSeq, a predicted model, not a curated record
AUGGAAAUAUUGACGGACGUCGGGAAUAUUAAAUUUGAUAUUGAAGUAGCGUUGGAUGAACAAUAUGGAGCUUUGCCGCUUCCUUUUGCCGGCAUGGACAAAUCCAUUGCUGCGGUGUGCCAAUUUUACCCACGUGGUUCUUGUAACAAGGGGCCGUCAUGCCCCUUCAGACAUGUCAGAGGUGACAGGACGAUUGUUUGUAAGCACUGGCUGAGAGGUCUGUGUAAAAAGGGUGACCAGUGUGAAUUUUUACAUGAGUAUGAUAUGACCAAGAUGCCUGAAUGUUAUUUUUAUUCAAGAUUUAAUGCAUGUCACAAUAAGGAAUGUCCAUUUUUACACAUUGAUCCUGAGACAAAAGUGCGCGAUUGCCCGUGGUAUGAUCGUGGAUUUUGUAGACAUGGACCAUCGUGUCGUCAUCGGCAUGUCAGAAGAGUUUUAUGUAUGGCAUAUUUAGCUGGAUUUUGUCCAGAAGGUCCCACUUGUAAAUUUAUGCACCCACGAUUUGAGUUGCCGGCUUUGCAAGACUUGCAGCCGAAAGAAGGCAAGAAAGUGAUGAUCACAUGUCACUUUUGCGGCGAGAGCGGUCACAAGGCCAUAUAUUGCAACAAAAUGCCACCGGAAGUUAGAGAAACACAAUUAAGACAAGAAGUAGAAGGAGGACCUCAUCCGCCGCAUUUCAUGAAUAUGCACAAUGGACCGCCUCCACGUGGACCACAGAAACCGCUGGAAGAAGUCACUUGCUACAAGUGCGGCACCAAGGGCCAUUACGCAAACAAAUGUCCUAAAGGUCAUCUGGCUUUCCUCAGUCACGCAAAUACCACCGGAGGCGCUCCCAAUGAUAACGCUGGCUACAGACGAUAAAAUUAAUGCUAAGAUAUUUGGAUAAUUAAAAACAGACUGUGAAAUUUAACACUAAUACUUUAUUUUUGUUUUUUUUUUUCAACAAAUACUUAA